GAAAAUUAAUAGUUUAAUUCUUUUUCGAGAAGCAAAAAUAAAAUUCCAAAAUUCAAUUUCCGGCGCUCCACUUUCCAAUGGACCCACUGACGCAGCUUAUCUUACCGCCGGGGUUUAGAUUUUUUCCGACCGACGAGGAGCUUUUAGUUCAGUAUCUUUGCCGGAAAGUCGCCGGCCACCAUUUCAGCUUGCCGCUGAUCGCUGAGAUUGACUUGUACAAAUUCGAUCCAUGGGUUUUACCGGGGAAGGCUUUGUUCGGCGAAAAGGAAUGGUACUUUUUCAGCCCAAGAGACCGGAAGUACCCAAAUGGAUCCCGACCGAACCGGGUGGCCGGAACGGGUUACUGGAAGGCGACCGGAACGGACAAAAUAAUCUCGUCGGAAGGGAAGAACGUGGGGAUAAAAAAGGCACUGGUUUUCUAUAUCGGAAAAGCUCCGAAGGGAACGAAAACGAAUUGGAUUAUGCACGAGUAUCGCCUCAUAGCCUCAUCCAGGAAAAUUGGAAGCUCCAAGGUACAACAAUACAACAAAUUCGAACCCAACAUUUUGAUUAUUCAAUUUUUUUUAUUAAUGGGUGUUUUUUUUUUUUUUUUUAGCUUUUUGUUGUUUGGAUUUUGUGAGGUGCGGCGCCGUCGGUGA
This is a messenger RNA of Cucurbita pepo subsp. pepo (vegetable marrow), 638 nucleotides long. Lineage: Eukaryota; Viridiplantae; Streptophyta; Magnoliopsida; Cucurbitales; Cucurbitaceae. The record is from RefSeq and is a predicted model, not a curated record.